UGGAGGAAAGAUGGCUGAAUUCCACUAUUUCGUUGCUUUAAACGGCUGAUUUUCGCCUAUAUUUUGCUUCAAAAAGUCACCUAGAAUGGCUGGGACUGCUGCUCCUUCAGGGUCCAACGGCUCUGGCUCGUCAUAUUCAAACCACACACUCGAAAAAGUGGCAAAAACCAAGGCUACUUUGGAAACAUACUACAGUAGUCUGGUGACACAGCACUACGAGCGUAGAAACAGAUUACGAAUGCUUGAGCAGACUAUGGAACAACAGGGUCUAACCAAGCAAGCAAAAGAGGAAAGACGGAACCUUCAUGCACAAAAAGAAACAGAAUUUUUACGACUAAAAAGAUCAAGAAUUGGGAAGGAAGAUUUUGAUUCACUAAAGAUUAUUGGUAGAGGAGCYUUUGGAGAAGUUCGACUUGUCCAGAAACAGGACACCGGACAUGUCUAUGCAAUGAAAAUCUUACGAAAAGCUGACAUGCUUGAGAAAGAGCAGGUMGCGCAUGCUAGGGCAGAGAGAGACAUUCUUGCUGAGGCAGAAAACCAGUGGGUUGUCAAAAUGUAUUAUUCUUUCCAAGACAGUCAGUUACUUUACCUGGUAAUGGAGUUCCUUCCUGGAGGUGAUUUAAUGACACUCCUCAUGAAGAGAGACACGUUCACUGAGGAUGAAACCAGGUUUUAUAUUUCUGAGACACUACAAGCAAUUGAUUCCAUUCAUCAACUUGGCUUUAUACAUAGGGAUAUCAAGCCUGAUAAUUUACUGCUGGAUAGUAGAGGGCACAUUAAGCUUGCUGAUUUUGGUUUGUGUACUGGCUUAAAAAAGGCACACAGAACAGAGUUCUACAGAGAAAUUUGUCCUUCAGACAUCAAAGAUUUUGCAAAUGCAGAUCCUUUAGACUCAAAAAGAAGAGCAGCCACUUGGAAGAAAAAUAGACGACAGCUGGCUUAUUCAACAGUUGGUACACCAGACUACAUUGCACCUGAGGUUUUCCUACAAGCAGGGUAUACUAAGAGUUGUGAUUUCUGGUCACUGGGUGUAAUAAUGUAUGAAAUGUUAAUAGGAUAUCCACCGUUUUGUUCUGAAAGUCCUCAAGAAACAUAUAAAAAGGUUAUGAAUUGGAGGGAGACGCUUGUGUUCCCACCAGAGAUGCCCAUCUCCAAGAAUGCGCAGGACUGCAUUCAACGGCUUUGUUGUGAUGAGGAUCAUAGACUCAGUACAGUUGAGGAAAUAAAAGCACAUCCUUUCUUUAAAGGGGUAGAUUGGAUACAUUUGAGGGACAGGCCUGCAGCAAUUGCCAUGCAGGUGAAAUCCAUAGACGACACUUCAAAUUUUGAUGAAUUUCAAGAGUCUGAAUUUGAUUCAUAUUGGUUUAGUAACUCCAAAGAAAAGGACACAUCAGUAAUGGCAAACAACAAAGACUGGGUUUUCCUCAAUUAUACAUUUAAACGAUUUGAAGGAUUGACUCAAAGAGGGCAUAAAUUAGCUCCUUUGUAAUAAUCUUUAAUAGUCAUUAAUAAUUUUUAAAUAAUUUAYAUUUAUACAUCAUAGCCAAUAUUUGGCUAUCACAUAUUUCAUGGGAUUUUGUAAUUUCUCCUGAAUUUCAUCUGUUGUAAAAUACUGUUUCAUCAAAGACUAAUGAUAAGGGAAGAGUGAGUUUAAGCCAGUCUUCUCCCUUCUCCCUUGGCACAGGAAUCCUGAUGUAAAACUKCWCAACAUCAGUAAAAUGGUUUUGAAUCUAAAUACUUCAAAAGCUAAAGAAUAACAGAAAAAGCAUGUUUUUUCUAAAUAAAAAUUUACUACAUUUUGUAAGAACACACAGCCAAUGUUGUCAUGGUUUCCCAAGMUGUAAUUAUAAAUAAUUAUUUACCAAGUUUGUUUGUUGCUAAAAGUAAUUUGUUUAAAGAAAAUUUAGUUUUUUAACUCCUAGAAAUGUAUUCUGGCUCUGKAUUGUAUAAUUGUUUUUUGACUUUUUCCUUUCCUGUUUGACAAAUUGCAUGUCUUGCAGUGAAAUAGAGUGGUUUUCAGUUGACUGUUAAGGACGAUGAGAUGUAGCUGUCAAAAAUAAGCUAUAAUAUUUCAGUGUCAACAGCAGAGAGCUGCCUAUUUGAGGGAGACAAAGGAAGCCGAACUAUUUGGAGCAACUGUGAAUGGAAUACUUUAUACACAGGAGUAAGUCUUGUCCAUGCAAGACAGGCUAUGGUGCUUGUUGCUGAAAUUCACAGUGAAAACCACUAGUAAACAUAUGAGACUAUCAAGGAUAUUUCGGUUUAAUUUUGAUAUUAAGGCUGUUGUUGAUAAAAAGAUAAAUUUUGUACAUUUUUACGGUGAAKUAUUGUAUGUAUUAUUUUAUUUAGGGUAAUAAUAUUAACUAAUUCAGUAAUAAACGUUGUAAACUAACA
Messenger RNA from Exaiptasia diaphana, 2394 nucleotides. Its product is annotated as serine/threonine-protein kinase 38. Gene Ontology annotation, molecular function: protein serine/threonine kinase activity; ATP binding. The record is from RefSeq and is a predicted model, not a curated record. The transcript has 12 exons. Bases 86 to 1489 code for a protein of 467 amino acids. Lineage: Eukaryota; Metazoa; Cnidaria; Anthozoa; Actiniaria; Aiptasiidae. Gene Ontology annotation, biological process: intracellular signal transduction; peptidyl-serine phosphorylation.